Messenger RNA from Ostrinia furnacalis (Asian corn borer), 1476 nucleotides. RefSeq names its product D-3-phosphoglycerate dehydrogenase. The record is from RefSeq and is a predicted model, not a curated record. Bases 174 to 1157 code for a protein of 327 amino acids. The transcript is spliced from 8 exons. NCBI's taxonomy places the organism in Eukaryota, Metazoa, Arthropoda, Insecta, Lepidoptera, Crambidae. Gene Ontology annotation, molecular function: phosphoglycerate dehydrogenase activity; NAD binding.
CGAUUGAUUGCUGUGGAUUAUUGUGUGCGCGUUGAUAAGUGGUCUGUCUGCUGGGCGGUGCGCAAGCGCUGCUUGUUAAAUGUUUACCGGCGACGCGCGCUCAGUCAGUCACUAUCACUUCGCGGAGACGUCCGUACUCUGAGCUUCACAAAACAAAAUAUAACUCAGCUAACAUGGUGCUGGACAUCAAGUCAGUUCUGGUCGUGGACGGAGUGGGCGCCAACUGCGCAGAAAUCCUCAAAUCCCACGGCAUCAGCGUUACAACCAAAGCCAAGAUCACAAAGGAAGAACUGCUCAAAGAAAUACCGAACCAUGAGGCUUUGGUAGUAAGGUCGGCAUCCCAAGUGACGAAGGAAGUUCUGGCGGCGGGCACCAAGCUGAAGGUGGUGGGUCGCGCCGGCGCGGGCGUCGACAACAUCGACGUGCCAGCCGCAAGCCAGAAGGGAGUUGGUGUUAUCAAUGCCCCUGGAGCCAACGCGUUGAGCGCGUGCGAGCUGACAUGCGCCUUGACCCUAGCUUUGGCGCGGCACGUGGCGCCGGCCGCCUCUGCCCUGAAGGCCGGUCGCUGGGACCGCGCUCUCUACACCGGCUCAGAGGUCAACGGGAAGACCCUCGCCAUCCUCGGGCUUGGCAGAGUCGGCAGGGAAGUCGCAGUUAGGAUGCACUCGUUUGGCAUGAAGAUUAUCGGCUUCGACCCGUUCGUAUCAAGCGAGCAGUGCGCGGAGUUCCACGCCACUAAGAUGGAGCUGGAGCAGAUCUGGCCGCUGGCUGACUACAUCACGCUGCACACGCCGCUCAUCGACUCCACCAGGAACUUCAUCAACGCCAGCUCUCUGGGGAAAUGCAAGAAGGGCGUGAAAAUCGUGAACGUUGGUCGCGGGGGUCUCAUCAACGAGAGGGACCUUCUGGACGCCCUCAACUCGGGCCAGGUGGGAGCAGCUGCAUUGGACGUGUUCGAACAGGAGCCGCCCACUGAUCCCUUGACGCUGGAAAUUAUUCAGCAUGCAUCAGUCAUCGCCACCCCCCAUUUAGGUGCAUCCACCAAGGAGGCUCAAGUUCGUGUUGGCCAAGAGAUAGCCGAGCAGCUGGUGAACCUGGUGAAGCCUGGCACCUACUCCACGCCUCUGGCCGAAGUCACUAGGAUCCUCAAAAAAUGAACCAGUGACAAUCCUCCCUAGACUUUAAUUUAUGAUACGCUAAACGUCAUUUACGCCCGUAUUCACAAACGAUGCUUGCUUAAGUGAAGCAGCAAAUUGAACGCAAAGCGUUGAAUAGAGUUCUGUGAUUGGUUCGUGUGUCACCCUGUGUGAACAGAGUAAUGUUUGUUAACAGAGUAAAUAAUGUACCUCAUAGUAAUGUUUGUGAAUACGGGCGUUAAGAGCGAGGAUGUAUUUAAGCAAACUAAUUUAAGAUUCCUUAGUUACAUUAAUAAGGUAUCCAAUAUUGAUAGUCUGAUUAAGAUUUAUCUGAUUAUUC